AUGGACGAAACAGAUACGGAAUCGAUGCUGAAAAACUUGGCCUCAAAAUACGACGACUUGCAGGCUCGUGUAAACGAACUAGAAAGGACACGUCAGCUACCUCUAGCAGCAGGUCAAAGAUCCGAAUUGACAUGGAAUGCUGACAAUACACAAGUCGUGCCAGCAAGGCUAGGUCCGGCCACCUCUGGUAGUGUUCAGACCAGCUCGGCAAUACGAGGCAAAGACAAGAGCACACUCAUAAGCCAGUUCGAGGCAGUUCAAGACUUUGUGGCAAGUCUGAGAGAUGAUCCACCUCCUGAUGAGCUCCUACACGUUAGCCGCGAAUUGCAUUCGUUGAGCAGGAUUACUGAAGGAAAGCCUUGCUUGCACAAUCGUAAUCUUAGCAUACAUGGCAACCAAGAAGAUAUCCUGGCUCAUAUGGAAAGAUUGCUCCCUCCUGUCAAUACCUGUCACGCUCUUACUGAGAUCUACUUUAACUAUUUCGAGCAUUGCACACGCAUCCUGCAUCGAGGGACGACAAACACCUUGUUUCGUGCCUACUUCAACAAGUCGAUACUGCAAGAAAGAAGAGCACUUUGUGUGCCAACUCUACUGGCGGUCGUAUCAGUUGCAUCGUCUCUUGGAACCUUUCCGGAGUGUGAUAUCCCAGCAGUUCAUGGCCAAUUCGAUGGUAUAGGAGCAUACCAGUUACUUCGAAACUAUCUUGAUGUCCGCUCCACUCAGGAGUGGCUCGAAAAAAGCAUUUUACAGAUAGCUCUCUUGACUCUCAAAUUUCACAAGAGCUCAGUGCUUACCGACCUUGAAAAGUGGCAAUGGAGUGGACAAAUCUUGCGACGAGUCAUGGCCGCAGGUUUACACAAGCCAGGAUAUGCUGAUACAGAUGUGUUUGAAUCUGAAGUGAACCGUCGAAUGUGGUUGACCCUCCUGGAGCUCGAUCUUACUUUCGCAAUCGCCAGCGAUAUGCCAGCCAACUGCCCUAUGUGGGUGGGCGCCCUACCACUGAACGUCAAUGAUGGUCAGCUAUAUCCAGGACAGAAGCAGCGUCCGAGAGGUCACGGUCUUGAAAUAUGGACGGACGGUCUGUGCCAACACGUGCUUGCGCAGUCUUUCAACGAUCGCCUCACAGCUUAUCAGGCUGUGUCGUCUGGGAUUAUGGCAUCUUAUGACAUCGUGCUCAAACACACCCGUCACCUCGAACAAGUAACCCAUGACGUUCCUGUAGCCUUCCGACUGGACCGUGAACAAGAUGAGGCAGCAAAUACACCCCACCGGCUGAUGGCUAAAAUGGAGCUAGACUUCUUCUUGAGACGACCACUAAAUGCAUGUUAUGCGCCUUAUGCCGCAGAAAUGCCCCAAGACGAUAAAUACAAGGAAGCACGUAUCCCGUGGGUGCAAGGCUGCACUAUCAGUAUAUGCUUCCAGGAUUUGUUUGACCCAAAGUUUCCGACACUUGACCUGCCCGAGCCUAGAGGGCUAUGGGAUUAUUACCACAAUGUAUACAAAUGGGACGUUGGGCAGUACAUGCUCGCAAACUGUCUCGAGCUACAGCGCUUAAGACACUUGAAUACUGAUGGAACAGAUGUGCCGAGCCCAGUGUUUCGUGGCCAUGCAUUGAGGACACCAGUCAAAGUGAUGGGCUGGACGAUCGAAGGUAUUCUCAAGUCCUUAGAAGACACCAUCGACCCGCUGUCAAGGCGCAUCGGUCGUCAUGGGAGUGAUCUGAGAGACGUCGUCAAGUGGACUGCCGUGAUCGGAUCCUUGCGGACGAACGUCAAUGGCUCGAGAUUACGAAGCAUUACAAACGAGCUACAAAAUCUUACAACUCAACUCAAGAGCCGCGCUGUAUGUGAGGGCCACCUGUCAUUGACGAGCUAUAAUUCUGCGGAGGACGAUGUCAAGUCUCGUUUGGAGUGGUUGCAAGAUUGUCUCAGAUAG
Molecule: messenger RNA, 1935 nt
Organism: Lithohypha guttulata
Lineage: Eukaryota; Fungi; Ascomycota; Eurotiomycetes; Chaetothyriales; Trichomeriaceae
Exons: 2
Coding region: 1-1935 (644 amino acids)
Biological process (GO): regulation of transcription by RNA polymerase II
Cellular component (GO): nucleus
Molecular function (GO): RNA polymerase II cis-regulatory region sequence-specific DNA binding; DNA-binding transcription activator activity, RNA polymerase II-specific
Source: RefSeq, a predicted model, not a curated record